AUUCUUGAUACACUCCAGGAGUUGGGUGUUCAAGCAACAUUCUUUGUUAAUGGAUUCAACGCCAACAAUUUACACGAUGCUGAUGCACAAGCCAUUUUGAGGAGAAUACAUGACAAUGGUCAUCAAGUUGGAUCUGGAACUCUGGGCCAUUCCAAGCCUAACCACCUUUCACCCGAGCAAAUUGCUUUUGAAAUGCUUAAUAAUGACUGGAUGAUCCAAGAAGAGCUAGGCAUAUCUCCACUCUACAUGCGAAUCCCUCAUGGUUCCUAUACUUCAGCUCUGAUUAAGCAGCUUAUUGAUAUGGGAUAUGUUGUUAUUUCGCAUAAUGUGGAUAGCAGUGACUGGGCCGUUGCCGAGUCAUCUGAUCCAGCCACGAAGGCAAUCGAAGAAUUUGACAGGUCCGUUAGCCACCAUUCUGGGGCUAGUCCCGAGACUCAUUCGUUCAUCACGCUUCAUCAUGAGUGGGUUGAAAACGGCCAUAUCGGUGUCAGGGCAAUCGUUGAGAAAUAUCAUAACUUCGGAUACAAGUUUGUCACCGUUGGUGAAUGUCUGGGCUAUCCUUAUGCCAAGGACUGGUAUCGUAUUCGUGACUUUAACGAAUUGGCUUGA
Batrachochytrium dendrobatidis JAM81 is the source of this 609-nucleotide messenger RNA. RefSeq lists its product as uncharacterized. NCBI's taxonomy places the organism in Eukaryota, Fungi, Chytridiomycota, Chytridiomycetes, Rhizophydiales. Gene Ontology annotation, biological process: carbohydrate metabolic process. Gene Ontology annotation, molecular function: hydrolase activity, acting on carbon-nitrogen (but not peptide) bonds. The transcript has a single exon. The record is from RefSeq and is a predicted model, not a curated record. The annotation marks the transcript as partial.